Molecule: messenger RNA, 1193 nt
Organism: Babjeviella inositovora NRRL Y-12698
Lineage: Eukaryota; Fungi; Ascomycota; Pichiomycetes; Serinales
Exons: 1
Coding region: 32-1015 (327 amino acids)
Biological process (GO): cytoplasmic translation
Cellular component (GO): cytosol
Molecular function (GO): mRNA binding; metal ion binding
Source: RefSeq, a predicted model, not a curated record
GAUCUCGCAGAUGAAUGCUGGUUCGAGCGCCAUGGCCAACAAGGCUGCUGCAGAAGCCAAGAAGGCAUUAGCGGAAAAAAAAGCGUCCGAAGCCGCCAGAUUGGAAGCCGCUGCGUUGUUCAACCCGGCGGCAGCCCAGCAGAAAGUGCCGUUCGGUGUGGAUCCAAAGACCAUCUUGUGUGAGUUCCACAGGAAGGGCUUGUGUACCAAGGGGAAAAAGUGUAAGUUCUCGCACGACUUGGACAUCGGCAGAAAGGCCACCAAGAGAGAUUUGUACACCGAUGACAGAGACAAGAAAGAGGAAGACACAAUGGAUAAGUGGGAUGAGGAGAAGUUGAGAAGCGUCAUUUCCUCGAAGCACGGGAACCCAAUCGUAACCACUGAUAUUGUGUGUAAGUUCUUUAUCGAAGCGGUUGAGAACGGGAAGUACGGUUGGUUCUGGACCUGUCCGGGUGGCGGGAACGACUGUAAGUACAGACACUCCUUGCCGCCAGGCUUCGUGUUGAAGACCAAGGAGCAGAAGCGCUUGGAGAAGAUGGCGGACGAAAGCAAGCCAAAGAUCACAUUGGAGGACUUUAUCGAGACCGCCCGUGACCAGUUGCCUAAGGGGAAUCUUACGCCAAUCACCUGGAAGUCCUUCGUCAAGUGGAAGCAGGAGCACAGAGAAAAGCGUUUGAACGAAAAGAGCAAGAACAAGAAGGCUCUUACCGGUAAAGAGGUUAUCUUAAAGAAGUUUGCCGACAAGUUCUACGAGGAGGAAGAGAAUGCCGACCAGGGUACUGCCUGGGACUUGAGCGACUUCAAGAACGCCUUGAAGGACGAUGACAAGGACGAAAAUGUGAUGGAUUAUGGUGAUGGUUCGAACGCCUUUGGCGCGGAACAGGAAGGUCCGGGCGAGGCUGAGGCUUCUGAGGUGCCAAAUGAAACCAGGGAAGAGAUUAAGGAAACCACUGAGGAAUUUAAGGAAUCGGUGGAAAUCAAGGCAGAAGCCCCAGCUGCUGAGGUGGCUAACUAAGGUCAAUCUUUCCUCCGCUGCUGUCAGUUUAGCUGUCGGCGCCCUAAUUGAUGGCAUGAAUCAACCGAUGCAUGUCCAUUUGCAUGUACCACAGGUGAUCCUUCAAUAAUUGUUCAUUGUCAUGAUUUCUUUGGUAUUUUAUUGAUCUUUUCCACCCUUAAUAACUGUAUUCUAAUUG